UAUAAAUAUUAAUUAUAAUGGAAAGUGCAUUUAUAUUCGGAUGUCUAUUUGGAAUGGGUAUAAAAAUGACAGUUAGUCGAGUGAUACGUCAACCACUAUUAUUUAGUAAGCAAUAAAUACAAUAAUAUGAUAGAAUGUCAUUAAUAUCCAAAGUAUAUGCUAUAUACAGGAUUAGCAUUUUCAGGAUUUGAUUGGAUUCGUCGUCUGUCUUUGGAAACAUUAUGUGAGAAAGAGGAAUUAUCAGAAUUUUUGGUUAGAAGAGCUCGAAUCAACUAACUUGCUACAGGUGCAGAAUCAGCAGGAGAUUAUAAGAAAGAAUUUGUCUAAAUAGCCGUAGACGAACACAUAUAUUGAUUAUCAA
Paramecium sonneborni is the source of this 361-nucleotide messenger RNA. NCBI's taxonomy places the organism in Eukaryota, Ciliophora, Oligohymenophorea, Peniculida, Parameciidae. The record is from the annotation of a GenBank genome assembly.